AUGAUUUCAUCAUCGUCACGUGAUACUGAUCCGGGUAGCUUGCUUGAGGGACCCUCCGCGCAUUCUGCGAUCUGGUUCACACCUCGGCCGUUCGCCGUGUUGGCCCACCACGGCGGCUCGGGGACACCCCCAUCUGAACGGCGCGAGCAUGUCGGACGCUGUCUGGAUACGAAUGUCGAUCGCUUACGAGCCUGCAGCCUAAAGCGAAAGGCCUCACGCCACCCCUCCCCCUCCCCCCUCGGUGAGCAAGGUCCUUUUUAAUACGCAAGAUGGACUAGGUAGGCGGUGAAGGAAAGGAAUGUGCUAAAUCCUAUAAAGCUGGCCUCCAAGGCAUGCUGUCGGUGUCACCUAACAAUUUUCAACUGCGUCCGAAGCAGGUAGCCCUCAGCGGCCUAGCGGUCUAGGGCGGUCUUGCAAGCCCUCUUAAGUUGUGGCAACCGAGGGCCACGUUUUCCCGCUCGGCACCAAUUAUAACUCAAAAACCAAUUAACUCUCCUCCCCAUAUCCAUCGUCCUGCUGCCUCGCCACAGUCAGCGGUCCAAGCGGAUAUGGGCACGCACACGCCAGCUGUCUACCCAAUAGCGGCGUUGGCGUAUUUACCAUUACUCUUGGUCCACUGUUGGGGAAAGAAUUUUAUGAAGUAGUAACACCCUGCACUAGUUUCGCGGCACAACAGCGUGCCGCAGCACACGGCUUCUCAUAUGGUGACAUAGGACUGGUUGUGAUGUCAGAUUAUACGGUUAUAUCCCUUCCAACAGUACCCUACGCCUACCACCACCACCGCCGCCACUACUACUACUACUACUACUACUACUACUACUACUACUACUACUACAUAAUACUACUUCCUCUUUGACAGUAAAAAUUCCUCUUUUCGAGCACUGGGGCUGCCGACUGAGCUCUGCCUAGGAUGAAAACAAGUUUGGAUUGAGGCCCAAGCCGACCGUCAGCAAUCUUCUCACCUUUCAUGCUCUUCGAGCCCUCUGUGACCUAUCGGAUUCUGGCUUGAUUGCAGUGGUUUGGUGGGCAGGGCAAACCUGAUUGCCUUGAAACCUCCAGAGGUUUCAGACCUCUGGGGCCCAUUGGGAUUCCAAAAUGGGUACCAGUGCAGAUCCUAGUCCGACUUCUAACAUCUGCAGCGCAAAUGUCUUGAGUAUGCAAAACUGAGUAGACAUAUUACCAGUUGUCAGUGUAGUAAUCAGUCGACCUUCGCUCGGUCUGCAACGCCCCCCCCCCAUGUGGACUUCGCAAAUUGGCACGAGUCCUACUUUCAAAUAUUCCGGUAAAUAAAUGAUCGUUAAAAAGUUCUAAUUAUUGUUCUAUGAUUGUGAUUUCCUCUUGAUUUUAUGUCAUAAUGACUACAUAAUAAGAGUGCCUCGUGAAAUAUAGGCAGUAAUUACAAAAUCGCCAGUUUCGUCCGCGAAGCAUCUAGCUAAGGAUGAAGAUGCCCGCAUUCCAGGACUUGUUGUUUGAAAAGGAGGAUUAUGACCCACCGUACUAGGGACGGCCUUGCGCUGAAUUCCAGGAAGGUUCCUAUUCUUCUACCCUAAAUCUAACCCUAAUCCUAACCCCCCUCUCCCAUCUAAUUUAGUUCAAGGCCACCUGUAACACAGGGAUCCAUAUUCCUCUGUCUCACCGGGCUGACUAUCGCAGAAAAUUACUACAAGUAUUGUAGUUACUUUAUUGCCGAAGUAUGCCCCGCCUACUAAAUUCACUCCCGAUGCGACGCGCUAACCUUCGUGACCGAAAAGACACCAACAACCGCGCCUUGUUUGCGGGUGCCGUGGGCGGAUUUCAAUUAGGUACUGAUUGCUGUCAGACGAUGCUGUACAUUGUGGCAAAACUGUAGAAGUACGAAAGAUGUUUAGGGUAUGGUAGUCACUGCAUCCGACUUGACGAUGCUUUCGACAGCGUUCCGAGUAGAUGCAGUACGGAAAGUUUUUUGCAACACAGCCUGAUAAUGAAUUAGGUGUUAAGUUUUCUUGCGUCUGCCCAGACUGGUUAUGCGACCGCUACCGUGGUAGGGUAACCUGGGCUGCGGAAUCACACUCCCGUGCGUCGCAAGCACAUCUUGCUCACACAUUUAAGUCUUUUCAUCUCUUUUGCAGCUUAACAUCAGUACUCGUCUGCCUGUGCUAGUUGCCUCUUACUCUCCACUUUUUUCUGUCCGCCAACCACAGGUGACAAUUUCGGCAUCUACUUUGCUAGCUCGCUGUGGUUCCGCGAGUUGCAGCGUUCCAUGCCUUCACUGGCCUUCCUCCUGCCCAGUCCGAGUCUCUGGCCAUCGGACGAGACGCUCAUCUUCACCCCUAACAAGAAUUACACCGCGCAUGACUAUGAGGAAUUCUUUAAUGACAUAGGCUACCCAGAGGGUAGGUUAGAUUUCUGUCUUUUUCACAUCUGCCUUCCGUUGCACCGGCCUUCUACUGAUGAGUAAGAUUCAGUCACCUUCGGGAUAAGUGCAAAGUCGGGUUGAAGAAGAUCAGCUGUGUGCGUCACCGAUAGUUUGGGCAUAGUUUUUAUUGGAAACACUGAUCGCAGGGCCAGGAGACCGGGAAAUGUGCUCAUCGGCUAUAGCUGUACUCCCUCCACGCUCUUACGGCCGACAAAUGUAUAUGACGAGAUCGGAAGUACGGUAGAUGUGCUCUUACAUGAAAUGUUAACCGAGAUUCCAAAAUCCGAAAAGAUUUCUUAGGCAAGGCUGUAAUGUCAACUGUCGUGCAGCAGAACUCCGAGAUAUUUCAGUCACACCAGAAUGCUGGAUUUCGAAUGAGCCUCCUUUCGACCAUCUGCAAAGCCUACGUUCCAUUGAUUUUCGAUACCCUUACAAAUUCGAAUAUAUUUUAUAGGAAACGUGCAUAAAAAUAUUCUUAAUUGUACACCUUUGAUAGCAACUUACGUCUUAUCCAGAUUUAAUACUCUCGAUUUUAAAAAUUUUCCGACUGAGAUUUUUUCGGAUCGUGUGAGGUUCAUUUGUGCAGCAUUGCAUCAGCACUUAUAAAGUAUACAACCUGGUCCAAAUCCAUUGCACAAUCAUAUGAACUCUAUAUAACCUCUUCCUAACAGUGUAAUGUGUGAUAUUCCUUCGACGCAAUGUACACAGCAUGUAGUUUGGAAACCCUGGGUGCAAGUGUGUCGGCAACCAGGGCGAAAAAUUAUUCGGCAAUAGAGGAAGUUUCUCAAAACCGAAAGACACACUCUCUCUUUAAGUAUAAAAUUUGCUUUCAAAUGUGUGCAAGGACGAAUAUUUUUGUGCACAUUUUCUAUAAAAUAUAAUUAAACUUAUUAGGGCACCGAAAAUCAAUGGGAAAUUUCGUACUAAUUAGGUAAGUACUUUUCAUAGUGUGGUUUUUGCAGACGGCCGGAAAGAGCUCAUCCUGACGGACUGGAACAUCUUGUGGUUACUCUAGAUGGUAAUUAAUAUGACAACCAUACUUAAGUAGUCUUUUCGAACCCAAGGCACAUUUAAGAAUUUCUGUUAACAUUUCAUGAAAUAGCAUAUCUACUGUCAUUGCACGAGCAGGCUUUUUGUCCAAAACGUCAGACAAUCAAUAAAGUUGUUCACUGAUCCAUCCCUACUCAGGAAUCUGUCUCCGUCUGGGUGUAACUCAAGGCGAUCAUUCGAGAUGCGGUGAACUCACAGCAUUGCACUGGCUGUAUCGGUCAUGAUGAACACCGUCAGUAAAAAAUGCCCUGUCUGAGUACUGGUCCCUCAUUGCACGUGAGCCAGACAUUGCUAGCUCGCAUUUAAGACCGGUGAGUGUUAGCAUUCAGAUAGUGGGCUAUUAUACCCUGAUCAUCACUGCGGACAAAGGGACGAUUUAUUCCGUCAACCUUCCAAGCGACGAGUUAUCGCCUCGUGAUAGUCCACAACCGCGUCAACUCACAUAUUGCAAUGGGAAGAGUUUUCACAGGAUUGGCUUCACUUUUACUGCCUAUCAGUGGUAAUACGGAGUCAAUCCGUAUGCAGACGAUAUCGGACGCAGCGACCGAGAUGACAUAAAACCAUCCCAACUCGCUCGCCACGCCCGUUUAUGUUCUACGCACCAACGCAACUCGUUUCGGGAAGACACUAAUCUACUCCACUGCACUACAGUACUUCCAUUCUACUUCCCUUUGAGAAGUAAAGCAAGACGAGAUGCUCCUGGCUGUCCUACACCGUUUUUCCCUUGGAAGGACAUAAAGAAGCCAAGGAGCUUGUUCCUCUGUCAGACAAGGGCUGCAUCCUUUUCAACGGAAAAAGAUGGUGUGUUAUGAAGGGCCGGGAGGCUAGUGUUGUGUCUUCAACUCAAAGUAAAUAUCGUCAAGGAAUAUCAAUGUAUGUGGACAAAAGUUCAAGCGCACAGAGAAGUGAGCGAGUUCCUCGCCACAAUCUUUGGUCUUCGUCAAGGCUUCGUCUUCUCAAAAGCCCGCUUUGUCCACAGUGUCCUGUGCACAGCAUUCCACGACCGCAAGCAAGUCAAUAUGUAGGGGAACAUUUGCUUUUCGGACUUUGACUUUGCCAAAAAGGUGAGGCCGAUACGAAGGCACACCUCCUUAGCGAAACUCCCUCCAUAAUAAUUAGGAUGCAACUGGAAGGCCCUAAAUGCAGUGACCUGCGAGGUUGUCGGCUGGCGGUUGCAGAGUGAGAGAGAGAGAGAGCGAUGGAGGUCUUUGCCAACUCUUUCCCCGACUGACUGGCAAUGUUUCAUUACCGAUCGGGAGCAGAUUUUGUCAUCCCAAAGGCAAAGCUAUCUGCGACUUCGUUUCUCCGUAUCCCCGUCGGACUUGGCUCUGCGGCCGUACUGGCUAAUUGCAAAGUAGACGGGUAUGACUAACUCAGACCGGGCUGUUGGUGGUUAGGAGUGGAAUACCAACUGGACAGUGAUCACCAUGACCCAACCGACGAUCGCAGGGCAUACGACUCAGCAGUUAGUGCUUUAGUCGACUCCUAAGCCUGCCAAUUGGACACCGUUGAUAGUCAGCACAAGCGAAAGCUUAUUUUUUUCACGCGAGACAACGCUUCAUUUCGAACCGUUUUUGCCGUAAUAAAUGGAGUAUGUGAAUUGUUGCUUAGUACAGCCAUUCGUGUUAGCAGCUACAAUCCUUGGUUUUACGCGUUCACCUGCUGGUUCUUAUCUCCUCGUGUUGUGAUACAUCGUCACCUAUGCCACUGGACACCCAGUUAUUCCUUUUGGACAGCACAUGUAAAACCGAGUUGAAGUUGAGGGCGUUUUUGUUUAUUUGAUUCACUGCAAUCUCCAUGGGGCGUAGGACAGGUUGCCCCUGGUAAAACUCCGCUGAAAUCACCCCUUCUUCAUCGUACUAAAAUAGGAGCUCAGGAAACGACGUGCAAAGUCGGCCGAGAGACGAGAACUUAGAGGAAUUAACCACUUGCUGCUGGCAUUGUUUCUGCCAAGUGAUGGCGCACUGUAGCCUUCAGCCCAAUGAGAUCCGCUCCGCCCUACGUCUUUUGGACCAAGUUUUCAAGCACGGUUUCACCGCUUGCUUGACAUCAUUAUGGAAACUUCACUCUUUUCGCCUCUCCCCACUGCGAACUCGAAGUCCAGUCGACAGAUGAGAUGAGGUCGAGCCCAGUGACUGAACUGGCACGAGGACAGAGUUUUCGCAGGCCAAACCGUGCAAGCUUCCUCCUUUAGUUACACGUCUUUAUCGAAUAGAACGGAAAACAUCGACUGCCCUCAUCUAAUUUAGCCCGCCCGCAGAAUCGGGAAGCGGUCGCCACUCAAGGCAGGGACAAUGCUCAACACUGUCCCGAGAGGACACGAUGGCAACUUACGUAGACAUUUGUUACUGAUGAAGCAGAGUGGCGUUGUAUCUGACACCCAUCCUCUUUUCACACUUACAGCGUUUCGAUGACAUGACAAAGUCAUGAAUAGCGGAGAUGGACAUGGGCACAGUGGUCGGGGAGGCUAGACGAUCCUUAUCCGUGAACCCGAUCCUGAAACUCUUUUCAAGACGGACUUUAAAGAAGGGGUAUCGGAUCUCACACAAGGCAGUACUGCGGAGAUCGCUUUAGGAAGGCGUUAUUGCGGUUUCGCCCUACUAACGGCCGGAGAAAGCAUAAACAGACCCGAACCGAUCCCUUCUCGUCUCUCGCAGAUAUGGUUAACUGUUCGCCGAUGGAGAACCUCAUCACCAUCAGCAGAGCAAGUUGGACAGUGUCUGACUGCCCGCGCUCCCUGUUGAAUAUUUUCCUGCCGCUUCGCGUUCAGGAUCCUCUGAGGAUAGAUCUGCUUGACAUCACUUCACUUUCGAAUUUGGCUUUGGUAGACGCUGCAGAUUUCUGCGCUGUGAAUAAGCCUACACCGUACCACGGCCUUGUACACCGGAAAAGGAUACUGCGUCAAUUCUAG
Molecule: messenger RNA, 6356 nt
Organism: Spirometra erinaceieuropaei
Lineage: Eukaryota; Metazoa; Platyhelminthes; Cestoda; Diphyllobothriidea; Diphyllobothriidae
Source: the annotation of a GenBank genome assembly